This is a messenger RNA of Solanum dulcamara, 1499 nucleotides long. Its product is annotated as phosphatidylcholine:diacylglycerol cholinephosphotransferase 1-like. The transcript is spliced from 3 exons. Lineage: Eukaryota; Viridiplantae; Streptophyta; Magnoliopsida; Solanales; Solanaceae. Bases 412 to 1329 code for a protein of 305 amino acids. The record is from RefSeq and is a predicted model, not a curated record. Gene Ontology annotation, molecular function: diacylglycerol cholinephosphotransferase activity.
UUUCUCUGAUUUAAACUUUUACUUACUUAAACUACUUAUCAUUAUAUUAAAUUGAAUUGAUUUGAUAUAAAUAAUGGAUGGGGAGCCUUUCUAUCUAUCCGUUACAAGGGCUGCUUCCUUUUAUUCGUUGUAAACCAAAUCUGCAUAUUAGUUCCCCAUUCUCCUUCCAUAUCAAAUAUCUAACACCUCAUUUGUCCAACGCAAUCUCUUUUUUUUUUUUUUUUUGUAUUUUUAGCUUGAAAUUGAAAUCUGAGAUUUCCUGAAUAAGGAUCCUUUUCGGAAUCUCCGUCAUUGGAUUCCCAUUAAUACUGAUUAGAUUUCGGAGAAAAAACAUAUGCGAUUGGAUUAGUACGCAUUAUAGCGCUCCAUUCGGCAUGUCUUUCUCCGUUGUAGGAAAUUCCAACGGAAGCAAUGAACGUAGAAACUCUCCAUCUUCGUUAUCCUCCAUCGUCUACCUUCAGCACUAGAUUACAUUGCUCGAUUAACGAACUCCAAUUUGAAAACAUGGAAACGAAAGACGACAAUAAAAUUACUGACAUGAAGAAGAGACCGCCCUCAGAUUUCGGUGAUUCGGGGUGGUUGAGCAAUACAUUUUUCAUGAGAUUGACAGCUAGGGAUGUAUUCGGUGUGGUGAAGUACCAUCCUAUACCGUGCAUCUUCGCUGCCUCUUUGUUCUUCUUCAUGGGGGUGGAAUACACUCUUCAUAUGGUACCAUCUUCCUCCCCACCAUUCGAUCUGGGAUUCAUCGCUACGCGUCCCCUUCAUCGUUUGCUUGAUUCGAAACCUGCUCUCAACACUCUUCUUGCUGGCCUUAAUACGGGAUUUGUGGGGAUGCAAAUGGUGUACAUAGUAUGGGCUUUCUUAAUUGAAGGGCGGCCACGAGCGACUAUUGCUACACUGUUCAUGUUCACAUGCAGAGGCAUUCUCGGAUAUGCUACGCAGCUACCAUUACCAGAGGAUUUCCUGGGCUCGGGAGCUGAUUUUCCAGUAGGAAAUGUGUCCUUCUUCUUGUUCUAUUCGGGGCAUGUUGCAGCAUCCGUCAUUGCAUCGCUGGAUAUGAAGCGUAUGCAGAGAUGGAAAUUGUCUUAUUUAUUUGACACCUUGAACGUAUUGCAAACGGUGAGAUUGUUGAGUACCAGGGGUCACUACACUAUUGAUUUGGCUGUUGGAGUUGGUGCUGGAAUUUUGUUUGAUUCUCUGGCUGGAAAGUAUGAGGAGAACAGGAAAAAGGAAUUACUUGCAGAUAGUGCUGAUGGCACCACGAAUGGAGCGUUUCAUAACUCGAAAUUGCACGAAAAUGGUGAAUAUUUAAGUCUUUCUUCAGAUUAGAACUUUUCAUUCUAGCAUGACCAUUGAUUUCAUUCUUUUCAACUGUAAAGAAACCUUAGGUAUAAUGUUGGUAUGUAAUAAAUUUCAAUUUCACACGGAAAACAUUCAAUUAUGAACAAAGGGCACAUCACAAGUGAUAUUCAAAAGCUUGCUAUAGCCACUACUCACCA